GUGUCUUUUUAUAUAGUGUAUGUAAACUUCUGGUUUCAACUGUAUGUAGAUAUAAUGUCUCAUGCUUUGGGAAUAGGCCAAUAAAUGCAUACUUUAAUGUGAAAGCAUUAAUACAAUUAAAUUUUACCAUAGUAAAAAUAUUGCUCAUUAUUAUAGGGAAAUUUUAGUUAAAAAAAAAAAAAUUAAAUGCAUUGAUAUUCAUAGAACAAUGCAACAUUUUUGCUUGGCUGGCUGGUGAAAGGAGGUCCAGUGUAAUUUUUGUUCUUGAGGCCCAAAAUCCCUAGCUGUGCCCCUGGUUUCACCAGCAUUUUUGACCCCUUCCAAUCAAACUUCAUCAAAAAUUGUGUCCCAGUCAUCCUCCCACUCAUUACCACAAUCAUUAACUCUCCCUUAGCUCUGAUUCAGUUCCCCAGUCCCUCAAACUUGAAGCUGUUACCCACAUUCUCAAAAAAACCCUGUGUCUUGUCUCUUAAGAUCCCCUACCGUUCCUGCUGUCCAAGGAGGAAACUUCAUGCUAUGAGGGACAUGUCAAUAAGAAACUCAGGGAGAUUUCAGGGGCAGCCUGUCCUAAAAUUUGGAGGAAGUUCCACCUCCCUCUGCUUGUCCAGUCUCUGCAGCGUCUCCAUGAUGUCAAACUGCCACUGCUUCACCUGCUGCACGGCUGUCAAUCCUUCCUGUAACACAAUUCAAACUCUAAAGCAUGAAGCUCAGGCUAACAAAGAGCUAACUCCCAACUUCUGCUUCUGUCAGGCUGAAAGUAGAAGUGCUGGCACCAUGGUGACCAUGAAUCACUUGAGUGUUGAGGACUCAGGCGAUGGCUCUCCUCUGCUGUCUGAGGCUGUGGAGGCGUCAACACCUACACCUGUCUAUCACAGACUGCGAGGGGUUACAAAGGCCAAGUCCAAGGAGUUCUUCCUCAGCAGGCGUGACAACCUUAUUAUCAGUCUGGUGCUGCUGAUCGGAGGCUACUCUGCCAUUCUGAUUCCUGCGUACCUUCCAUUAAAUAAAGCUGCAAAUAUUAGUGAUAACUACCAACAACCCAAAGAUCUGGUCUUACUGAACCGCUCAGCACUUUUGCUCUCAGACCCCUGUCAGCCUCUCUGGUGUCUGAAACACCUGAAGCCCCUCUCCUGCUCUGAGGACCUCCUGCACAUCCCUGUGUUCGUGCAGCAGGAAAAAAUGGUAUCCAGGGAUCUGUCGCCUCCUCUGGGGCUGAAGGGCUGUGAAAAACAUCUGGCCCUGGCUCUCACCUCUCUGUCCCAGCUCGGCCUGCCUCCUUCCCUGAGGAGAGAGAGCAGCUGCAUGCGAUGUGUGGUGGUUGGAAGUGGAGGGGUUCUUCAUGGGAGCCAUCUUGGAGCCCAUAUAGAUCAGUACGACAUUAUUAUCAGGCUGAAUAAUGCUCCAGUGUCCGGCUAUGAAAGAGAUGCUGGUUCUCGCACCACUAUCCGCCUGCUGUACCCAGAGGCAGCCCCUCACUCUGCAGACGAGUACAAAAACACCACCAUAGUAGCCCUGAUGGUCUUUAAGAGCCUAGACCUGGACUGGCUCACCUCUGUCAUCACCAAACAGCCUUUGAGCUUCUGGUCCAAACUCUGGUUCUGGAGGGAGGUGGUGGAGGAUAUUCCUCUGAAAGCAGAGCACUUCAGGAUCGUCAACCCGGAGAUUAUGCACAAGACGGCACAAGUCCUGGGUAAAUAUGCUCAGAAAAAAGGAAAGAUGGUGCCCACAUUAGGUGCCAGCGCAGUAGUGAUGGCUCUGCAGCUGUGCGACCAGGUGAGCCUGGCAGGGUUCGGCUAUGACAUGAAGCACCCUGGGGCCCCCCUUCACUACUACGAGGCUAUACGCAUGGACUUCAUGAAGGCUCAAGUGGUGCAUGACGUCAGCGCUGAGAAACUCUUCUUGAGGGACCUGGUGGCUGCAGGAGCGGUGACGGACCUGACGGGUGCUCUGUGAGUCAGCAGCACAAAGACUGAUAAUAAACUACCCUUCAUAUACACUCCUCCCUCUCACUGAGAGCCUGACACAAUCCUCCAUUACUGGAGAUAACCGAGCCCUGCUGGAGGAAUACUACACAGCAUGAAGUGACCUUUAAAAUGCUCACAGUCUCCAGGGGUGUCUCUAAAGGUUACACAGGCUUAUGAUUGUAGAAACUGCAGCAUAUUGCAAUUAAAUCUAAUAAACAUAUUUCAUCGCCAGCUGUGAGAAGUAUGGUAAAUGUCUUAUGAAUGAAUAACUGCAAGAACAAACACGUUCUAGGAUUGGCUGUUUGUAAAAUGUUGUGAUGUUGAGGUGCUGGUGGCCUAGUGGUUAGGUCAUACUCCAUAUACUGAGGCUAUAGUUCUCAAAGAGGGCGGCCAAGGUUCAAGUCUGACCUGUGGCUGCUGUCCUUUAUGUCUUUCCAUACUCAUUCUGCCAAAUUUCCCACUUUCACCACUGUCCUGUCUAAUAAAGGCUAAAAAAAAUGUUUUUUUGUUGAGUUUGGGUCAAUAUUGCUGCAAUUUUGGGAUGUGAAGGGCAAGAAAUGUUCCAUUGUCAAAGUGUAGGUGAAUGUUGGAUGACUUUAUCAGGAUCACUGUCAGCUAUCAGUCAGUGUUCUGUUGUUGCAUUUCCAUUAUAAAAAGUUAAAAAGGGUCCCAAGUAACCAACCCACACCGUCCUACCAGAGCUUACCAACCUCCAACCCUAAAGAGUGGAGCAACACACUACAGACCCACACAGUUUAUCGAUUAGUCGAAAGAUUUGUCACUUUGAUGAGGCGCGGACCUUCCUGGAGAUCACUGGUGAAAAAGAUAGUGGUUGGGUAUCUCAGUGGUUUAAAUUGCCGACGUUGGUGAGGGAGCUCAGGGGUUUGAACCACAACCAGGGCAUGAUCAGUAUCCAGUGUGGGCCCUUUGGCAAGAUGCCUGACGCCUUGAACACCUAUUUCUCACACGAUCAGCGCAAAAGCAUCUGCUAAAUGAUAUAAAUGAGUAACAUUGUAAAGAGGAGCAGAAGGAAGUGGAUGGUGAAGAAGGGAAUGAGAAAGUAUUCCUGCUUGUGUCAAAGAAAUAAGUGACUGAAUUGGGAAAUACUUUGUCUGCUAUCAAAACGUGUGCACCACAAACAGUUCAACAAGUAAUUCAGGCCUUAAUUUUUUAACUGGAUUACUGUAGUUUGGUCUAACAUUUUGUUAAGAAUUAUAAAGAAAUUGCAGCUUAUCCAGAAUAAGGCUGCACGUGUGGCUCACUCUGACAUUGAGAUCAAAUGUCAGCAAAAUGCCUGAAAAUCUCUUGUGGUUUGAAGUUAAAAAUAGAUAUAAAUCAUUAUUUUACAAGGCAUUCUAUCAGAGGUUGUUUUAUUUACCACACCAGCUCAGUGCUUGGUAAUAUACAGAGCCAAAUGAUAUUAAACAACAUAAUAUGUACUCUUUGUAGUUUUAGAAAAUCACAACUCUCACUAGUAUGUUGGCUUCAUUUUCUUUCCUUUUUUUUGCUAACAUAUAUUCUUUAAAGAGUCAUUCUGUUUUUUACUUUGAGUCAGUUGUAAUUAUGUCUGUUGUGUUCUGUCUGUAUUAUGUGAUGUACUGUCUCAUGUUUAUGUAUUGUGAGCCAUGAUUGUAUUUAUUGUGUUGUCACAAUGUAAACUGUGGACCCCAGGAAGAAUAGCUUAAAGCUAACUGGGGAUCCAAAUAAACAAACAAACCAACACAGAAGAUGGUAGCAGAGUGGUUUGUGUGGACAUCCAGGUAGAGCUGGAUCUCGUUAGAAGCUCUGGAGUGAACAUUGAAAAAUCAAGAACGACAAGAGUUGAAGUUCUUCCUUGUAGAAACCAUUUACAGAAACAGACUGGCCAGUAUGGGGAGAUACACCAACAGGUAGCAAUCUGCUUCUUUUGGUAUCAUUAGUUUUAGCUUUUUGCUCUGCUAAGGUCACUGACUCACGCCCAUGAUCUAUACACAACAUUAGAAGAAUGCUAUUGGGUCAGUGUGCCUCACAGCCAACUGAUUUUUCAUUUUAAAUCAGAAAUCCAAAAUCAAGAAACAAGCUGUUUCCCAAUUACCAGUUGAAAAAAGGCCGCUCGUAUCUAAU
Messenger RNA from Cheilinus undulatus (humphead wrasse), 4067 nucleotides. RefSeq names its product ST3 beta-galactoside alpha-2,3-sialyltransferase 7 (gene st3gal7). Gene Ontology annotation, molecular function: lactosylceramide alpha-2,3-sialyltransferase activity. Lineage: Eukaryota; Metazoa; Chordata; Actinopteri; Labriformes; Labridae. The transcript is spliced from 10 exons. The record is from RefSeq and is a predicted model, not a curated record. The coding region runs from base 517 to 1953 and encodes 478 amino acids.